Cooperia oncophora is the source of this 675-nucleotide messenger RNA. Lineage: Eukaryota; Metazoa; Nematoda; Chromadorea; Rhabditida; Trichostrongylidae. The record is from the annotation of a GenBank genome assembly.
AUGAAUCCUUCUAGUGAAGGUAUCCAGAACAUCUUACAGGAGUCAGGUGAUCCUAAUUUUAUGCACCUGAUAUUAACAUUACUGUAUUACCUUUUACCACAAUUCGUCAAAGCUGAUAGGGGAAAUCACAUCGAUAAGGAACCAGGCAAUGAAACGCUGUUCGAUCUUCACCAAGCAUUAUGGGCUUUCGAAUUUGCAGCCGCCGCCUACGCGGAAGAUCCGACUGUGUGUUUGAGACCGAUCAACGCAUCUUUGGUCUAUCGGGUGGCUUUGCCAUGUGAUUACCUCAGAGAUGAGUGCUGGGGUUUUGUGGCGACCAGAGAGGAUUGGAUUAUCGUCGCAUUUCGAGGAACGCGCACGAAAGUCCAGCUCAUCACUGAACUCAUUGAGACCAUGAGCGAACCAAAGAAAAAGCUUCGUGCUGGUGGAUCCGUGCAACACUACUUUUAUGUAGCGCUGCAGUCGAUUUGGAAGCAGAUGUAUGCAGUGAUUACGAAGCUACGGAAAACAUAUCCCACGUACCGCAUCCUGUUCACUGGUCACUCGUUAGGAGGUGCCCUGGCUAGUCUUGCAUCCACUCUGUACGCUCACCGACAUCCAGCCCUUACGGACAGGUGGCUCACCUUCCAGCGUGUGCGAUUCGACCGAUAUCCCACUCCUGUGCAUCGCUGUUGA